This is a messenger RNA of Zychaea mexicana, 1273 nucleotides long. RefSeq lists its product as uncharacterized. Bases 226 to 1161 code for a protein of 311 amino acids. NCBI's taxonomy places the organism in Eukaryota, Fungi, Mucoromycota, Mucoromycetes, Mucorales, Lichtheimiaceae. The transcript has 3 exons. The record is from RefSeq and is a predicted model, not a curated record.
CGCUCUCUCUCUCUUUUUUUCGAAAUGCUCCUCUCCACUCGCGUUGACAUUUGCCACAUUGAUUUGGAAUCGUCAACUUUUGCACCCACCGCUCUCGCCAUUCCAACCGCACUUUCGCACAAUGCAGACAAGGAGAUCGCAACAAGCUCCACCGACAGCACUCGCUUCAGACCAUAGAAACGACUCCAAAGCCGGAUUUACGUCUUUGCGGGGCUUCAAGUCGCCAUGUCACAAAAUUUUGAUCUGCGCUCAUCAGCCCCGCAACAGCCAUCGUCUUCUGAAGAGCAACAGCAGCAGCAGCAGCAACAACAACAACCAACCGUUACUACACCACAUCAACAGCAUCAGCUGCCAUUACGGCAAUGGAUAGAACAGCAGCCGACGAACCGCUUUGUACCGCCACGAAUUCUCGAGUACGGACCUCCGGUGGGCUUAGAUUCAGAUACCCUCCGAAUCGUCCUGGGCCUGGUGGACGUCGAUUUGAUUCCAAUGUUACGCAUAGCACUCGGCUCGUGCGUCCUGCCGACACGGCAAACACUUGUCAACCCAACUGCCGUAUAUGUACAAUUGACAGCCGCCGUUCCAAACUGGCAGAUGACUCGCGCGCCUGACAGAACCCGCGUUCCUGUCUAUGUCGUCAUUUGCGAGCAGAACCACCAAGAGGUCAUUGAUAACUGGUUUAUUGGCUACUUUGCUUACGACUAUGCCCGAAAACGAUCCUCAGCUGAGUACGGAUCGUCCAUGACUUCGAGCACUGGGUCCAAACGCACCAGGCGGGCUGAGUCAUUGUCGUCUUUGCAGCAACAGCAGCAGCAGCAGCAGCAACAACAACAACAACAACAACAGCAUCAGACAGAUCCAGCAGCUGCUGCAGCUGCUGCCUACAUGGUACCUGCAUAUCAAGGCUAUCCUGCAUCCGGCUACUAUGGCCUGCCGCCGUCUCCAGCACCAUACAUGGCGCAUUAUCCACCCACUUCCCACACCACCGGGCCACCGGCUCCGACCCGAUCUUCGCGCGGAUAUUACGAAGGUAAAGUCAUUUUCUUAAUUGAUUGUUCUUCUUGUUCUCCUUUCGCUUUUUGCAGUGCUAUUCUUUCCAUUACAACACACUCUUCGUUCUCGCUCUCUCUCUGUCUCCGCUUUCGCAUAUCAUUGCUAUAAUUGGACCUAUCUCCGUUUCCUUUCAUCAUCAUCAUCAUCAUCAUCAUCACCUCUUAUUAUUACUACUAUUACUGCUGUCCUUUUCUGUGUCUGGGUUUCUUUUUCCUCUCCU